AUGUUCAGUUGUUCUUUAUCCUCGAGCGCGUCGUUUUACGGGCAGCCUUUAGCGACGACGACGACGACGAGGUUGAGAAAGAGGAGGAGUGCUUACAACAAAGAUAUGAAAGGAGUAGUCUUUGCGAAGAAGCGAGAAGAGAAGGACAAAAACUACCCAAACUUAUACACGCCGCAAGAUGGAGAACUCGCGGAACGGAAAGCCGCGCGAACGUUGAAACGGUUGUUCACGUACGUUUCGAUUCGGGUAGUGCAAGCGCACUUGGAAGGCCAAGGGAACGACGGCGGAUUCGCUCCUCAGGUCACGGGGUACGACGGGAAAGUUCAAUGUCCGGAUUAUAACGAUUUGAGGAACGCAAUGGAAGGUAUCGACUUAGGCGAUGGGGACAGCUGGGUCAGAGAGUUUGGUAAGGUAAACCCGGCGGUGACUUUGCGGAUUUUAGAAGCGAGGAAAGCGUAUUGCGAAGAGUUUGAUUACGAAAUGUUGGAGUCGUUCGUGGACGACGAUAUCGUGAAAGCGAACACGGAAUUGAUGACGGAGAUUAUGAACAGAUCGUUCGAGAAAGAGGAAGAAGAGGAAGAAGAAGAAGAAGGGGCUCGAUAA
Bathycoccus prasinos is the source of this 603-nucleotide messenger RNA. RefSeq lists its product with no specific name. The transcript has a single exon. Lineage: Eukaryota; Viridiplantae; Chlorophyta; Mamiellophyceae; Mamiellales; Bathycoccaceae. The record is from RefSeq and is a predicted model, not a curated record. Gene Ontology annotation, molecular function: protein folding chaperone. Gene Ontology annotation, biological process: ribulose bisphosphate carboxylase complex assembly. Bases 1 to 603 code for a protein of 200 amino acids.